Messenger RNA from Silurus meridionalis, 1989 nucleotides. Its product is annotated as protein gar2-like. The transcript is spliced from 9 exons. The record is from RefSeq and is a predicted model, not a curated record. Lineage: Eukaryota; Metazoa; Chordata; Actinopteri; Siluriformes; Siluridae. Gene Ontology annotation, molecular function: mRNA binding. Bases 196 to 1761 code for a protein of 521 amino acids. Gene Ontology annotation, cellular component: cytosol.
UGCGAAAAAAAAAGACUUAAUUACAGUAACCGUGACAACAGCAGGACAUCGGCAGCUCAACUGUGACGUCAGAACUUGAACCGUAUAAAACCCAGCAUAUUUACUAAACACACAUCAUACUGUACACACAGAGUAAGCGAAGAGCAAUAGUCAGAAAGUAUUACUACUAGGGAUACUUUGCAUGACUUGUUCAAAAUGUUGCUGAAUCAGGUAGAUCUUAUUUCAAGAUCUGUUAUAAACAAACCCCAAUUCCACCUCAUGCAUAAUCCUGUUAUAAACCAUCCCCAAUCCUCCCACAUGCAUAACUCUGUUAUGCCACCCCAAUCCUUCUACAUGCAUAACUCUGUUAUGCCACCCCAAUUCUACCAAAUGGCCCACCACUUCCUGCCACAUCAAUUCUAUGGGGCACAGAUGAUUCCAAUGCAACCCCUAUCCUUCAUCCCACUGGUCCAGCAACAGAAUCCAGCAGAGAUACCUGGGACCUUUUUCCAUGCUAACGGUUACAUGAAUGAAGAGUUUUAUUUCACUCCUCAGCCUCUUCAGCACAACCUGCCAGGUCUGGUUAAAAGGCAGAGUAAACCAAUUAAAAUUCAAGACCCCGAUGACGGAGACCGAGAUGUCACCCUUCAAGAGCUUCGGGGAGGAAGACCUGCGUCCUCUGUGACAUUUCUUCCUUUUAAAGAUAAUGGGGUUCAGGAUGAAAGCAUGAACACUCCUCAGCUUAUGUCUAAGCCUGAAGCUCAGCCCACGUGUGAGUCUGAACAGCAGUCUGACUCCGAACUGCCUUCAGACCAGCCCGAUGAUAAAGUUUCUGAAACCUCUGUAACAACAACCCCAACCACAACCAAACUUGUUCAGACAGAAAGUGUGAAUAAAAUGGACCUUCAGGUGGAGGAGGAAGAGAACAAGAAGAAGGAGCAGAGUGAGCAAGUCGUGGAGCAGAACAAGCAAGUUGCUCCGUCCACCCUCCCAACUCUGGAAAAACCUACAUGGGCAGAAAUUGUGAAGCAUCAAAAGCAGCCCGAGAACGUUCAGAAGAUCAAGGAGGAGAAAACACAGAUUGAAAAAGCUGAAGUGCAAAAAAAGGAAGAAAAACAACAGCUGUCUGAAAACAAGAAGGAAUUACAGCUCUGCAAGUCUCCUAAGCCCGUUCAGGAUAAAAGCACGGAAGAGAACAAGAAGGUGGAGCAGAGUGAGGAAGUCGUAGAGCAGAACAAGCAAGUUGCUCCGUCCACCCUCCCAAGUCUGGAAAAACCUACAUGGGCAGAAAUUGUGAAGCGUCAGAAGCAGCCGGAGAACGUUCAGAAGAUCAGGGAGGAGAAAACACAGAUUGAGAAAGCUGAAGUGCAAAAAAAGGAAGAAAAACAACAGCUGUCUAAAAACAACAAUAAAUCUUCCCUCAGUACGGACAGUAAGAAUAGAGAGCUUUACAUCUGGAACCUCGACUAUACUGUAAACAACGAGCGCCUUUACAAUGAGUUCCUCCCAUUCGGAACCAUCAUCCACGCUAAGGUGAUAAUGAAGGGCCUCCGCUCCAGGGGAUUUGGCUUCGUUAGCUUUUCCUCACCAGCCGAAGCAGAGGAAGCCCUUAAAAAAAUGAAUGGGAAGAUUUUGGGAAAAAGGACAUUGUAUGUUUCUUUCUCUGAAGCCAGAGAGGGUCGAGAGACAUACCGCACUCAGGAAAAGAAAAUGACAGAGAGUAGCUCACUAUCCAAACCCCGGCAGAGUCCUCCUGGGAAGACAGAGAGGGUCCGGCCGUAGCGUGAGUCACAUGCUGAAGUGAUCAUUUUUUGAAAUGCAAUAAAUUAAGUCAGAAUAGUGUAAUGGCAUUAUUACACACCAUAUUAUUAUUAUGUACAAAUAUCUAAUAUUUGUACAUGUGAAACACACCUACACUUUGGAGUAACACAACUUUGUCUUUCUCUUUCGGGUCGUCACUGCCAGGAAUGCAAUGAAUAAACUGAGAACCACAAAAAAAUCAAUCGACUA